This is a messenger RNA of Syngnathoides biaculeatus (alligator pipefish), 1687 nucleotides long. RefSeq names its product G patch domain containing 4 (gene gpatch4). Gene Ontology annotation, cellular component: nucleolus. The record is from RefSeq and is a predicted model, not a curated record. The transcript has 8 exons. NCBI's taxonomy places the organism in Eukaryota, Metazoa, Chordata, Actinopteri, Syngnathiformes, Syngnathidae. The coding region runs from base 171 to 1241 and encodes 356 amino acids. Gene Ontology annotation, molecular function: nucleic acid binding. Gene Ontology annotation, biological process: regulation of ribosome biogenesis.
UGCAAAUAUGGCCGCCACGUAGGCACAUUGGUUACUUUAGUAUGGGUUCGCUUCAUAUCUGUGCACGGACGCACUUCCGGUGUCAUGUCAGCCUCCGACUGAAGCCGCGUGACACUUCUCAAAAGUCAUUUAUCAAUGAAAGCAAUAUGAACUAACCUUGCUUCAUUCAGAUGGGGGACGUUGUGCAGGAAAAGGGCCACGGCUUGAGUUUUGCCGAGCAGCAGAUGAAACGUCACGGGUGGAAACGUGGUCAGAUGUCUACUGGCAAAGGACUGGGUCGGAAUGAGAAUGGCAUAUCUGAAGCCAUCAAGGUCAAAGUGAAAUCUAACAAAGGCGGGGUCGGCCAUAAGGAAGGAGAGCAGUUCACCUUCAACUGGUGGGAUCACGUCUUCAAUAAGGCCUCAUCCAGUCUGACGGUGGAGUCCCAUCAGGAUGGGAUUUCGCUAAAGAAGACGGCUGAGGACGGUGACGACGGCAUGAUUUCGAACAAAAAGCCCAGAAAGGCCUUGCUGGCUAAAGGCAAACUCUACGGGUCCUUUGUCAAGUCGGCCACUCUGCUGUCUGGUCAGCUGCAGCCGGAACCACCGGUCGACAGCAGCAGUAGCAGCUCGGACCAGGAGGAAGACUUCAAACUGGAUCUAUCCUCCACCACCAAGUUGUCUGACCGCGACCUGAUGAAGGCUUGUGGAGGACGCACUGCCCACAAAGGAGCCAGACAUGGCUUGACCAUGAGCGCUAAGCUGGCCCGCCUGGAGCAGCAGGAGGCUGACUUCAUGGCCAAGUACGGGAAGAAGACCGAUGCCGAGCGGGGAGAAGAGGAGCUCAAAAUAAAGAAGAUAUCCGAGACUGAAGAACUCAACGGCGCUCUUUCUGAAUCUUCCGACGGCAAGUUCAAAAAGAAGAAAAAGAAAAGGAGCAACGAGAGGGAGGAGCAAGUGAGAUGGGUAGAAAACGGUGACGCGGCCCCGAAGAGGAAGCAGAAGAACGAAACGGCGGAGUUGAAAAGUCCAGAGUUUGACGGCGCUCUGUUGCUGGAGAAGAAGAAGAAGAAGAAGAAAAAAAAGAAGAAGAAGAAAGAGGAGGAAGUUGCAGUAGAAGAAGAGCAGGGAGAAUCGGAGGCACUCGUUUCAGGACAUCACUUUGAAAAGAAAAGGAAAAAGAGCAAAAAGGACUCAAACGUCAGCGAGGAAGCACAAGCACAUCCUCCACCAAAGAAGAAGAAGAAAAAGUCCAAAGACUAACUUUUGUUCUUCUUCAGUGACUAAAGCCUCUGUGCCAAUAAAAGGAUAACUGACUUAUUCGACGGCCGUUCAAGUCCAUCCCAUCAUUCGUCCUCGACAACGAGAAAUGGACUGUAUCGUUGCACACUGUGUGAUAUGAGCACGGCAAACAAUUAAAUAUCAAUUACAUUUGGAAUCAUUAUUUACCUUGCAAAUGAACAUGUAAUUAGCAUGUCGCUGGAAGCUUGCGGCCGAGCAGCAACCCCAAAAAUGCAGACAAACGGUGCUGAAAUUCUGUUGAACUCCAUUUUGAAAGUGUUGUUUUAAAUGUUUUUUUUAAUACCUGAAAAUAAAUUAAUACAUUUUAAAAUUUUGCUUCCAUCAGUAUAUUGCGGACAUGCAGUCGUGAGGGCCGUAAUGUGUAAAUUAUGACCUAUCAUGCAUUAUUGUGGAAACCCUGAUUAUUU